Messenger RNA from Asparagus officinalis (garden asparagus), 1558 nucleotides. RefSeq names its product L-galactono-1,4-lactone dehydrogenase 1, mitochondrial. Bases 164 to 1249 code for a protein of 361 amino acids. The transcript has 6 exons. Gene Ontology annotation, cellular component: membrane. The record is from RefSeq and is a predicted model, not a curated record. NCBI's taxonomy places the organism in Eukaryota, Viridiplantae, Streptophyta, Magnoliopsida, Asparagales, Asparagaceae. Gene Ontology annotation, molecular function: D-arabinono-1,4-lactone oxidase activity; galactonolactone dehydrogenase activity; flavin adenine dinucleotide binding.
AGGCUGGCUAGGGUUUAGCAGGUUUGUUGAUGGGCUGAAGGAGCACGGGCUGACGCUGCAGAACUUCGCCUCGAUCCGGGAGCAGCAGGUCGGAGGCUUUGUUCAGGUUGGUGCACACGGUACCGGUGCAAGAUUGCCUCCCGUAGAUGAACAGGUUGUUAGCAUGAAACUGGUGACGCCUGCUAAGGGAACAAUAGAGCUUUCGAAAGAGAAAGACCCUGAACUCUUUUAUCUAGCGCGCUGUGGUCUAGGUGGUCUUGGUGUGGUUGCAGAAGUCACCAUUCAAUGUGUUGACCGGCAUGAGCUUGUCGAGCACACUUUCAUUUCAAAUAUCAAUGAAAUCAGGAAAAAUCACAAGAAGCGGCUAUCUGAAAACAAGCAUGUGAAAUAUUUGUGGAUCCCAUACACAGACACGGUCGUAGUUGUAGAGAGCAAUCCUCUUUCAAAGUGGAAAACGCCAAAGACCCUGUCUAAAUAUGGGCAAGAUGAAGCAUUACAGCAUGUUCUCGAUCUUUACUGCGAGUCGAUCAAAAAAUACAGGCCUGAAGAAACUAACGAUGAAGCAACCAUAAGCCAGCUUUCAUUUACCGAGCUGAGGGACAAGCUUCUUUCCCUUGAUCCUCUAAACAAAGAUCAUGUCAUAAAGAUCAACCAGGCUGAAGCUGAGUACUGGAAGAAAUCUGAAGGAUAUCGCAUUGGAUGGAGCGAUGAAAUACUGGGCUUCGAUUGCGGAGGACAGCAAUGGGUCUCAGAGACCUGUUUCCCUUCAGGGACACUUUCAAAGCCAAGUAUGAGAGAUUUGGAUUACAUAGAAGAGCUAUUGAAACUUAUAAAGAAUGAAGAAGUGCCAGCACCGGCUCCUAUAGAGCAGCGCUGGACAGCGAGAAGCAAGAGCCUCAUGAGUCCAGCAUCGAGCUCAGGGGAAGAUGAUAUAUUCUCAUGGAUAGGUAUAAUCAUGUACCUGCCAACAACGGAUCCUCGUCAGAGAAAGGAGAUCACGGAAGAUUUUUUUGAUUAUCGACGUCUGACCCAAAGCAUGCUCUGGGAUGAAUAUUCUGCCUAUGAGCAUUGGGCUAAAAUUGAGGUGCCGAAGAACAAAGAAGAACUUGCAGAACUUCAAGCAAGGCUAAGGAAGCGGUUUCCUGUCGAUGCUUACAAUAAAGCUCGAAGAGAGCUCGACCCGAACAGGAUUCUCUCAAAUGGCAUGCUGGAAAAGUUAUUCCCACAACAGCUUGAGGCUUCUCUUUGAAAUACUCUUCUGAGCUUUUGCUUGCCAACUCUGCAGUUGCUGUACAGAGUGCAGUGUCUUCCGCUUGAUCAUCAACCGAACUGAAGGUGAUAUCGACAUUUGUUGUUGAUAAACUUUGUCUCAUUUUAUUGAGUGUAUCCCUUGGCCUUGCUAGGGGUUUUAUUUCUGGGGGAGGAGAUGUCACUGUAACCCCCCUCUGAAUAAAUUGCGUUCGAUGUAAUUUUCACUUUAGUUAUGCGGGAAGUAAACAUUGCAUGAACGGAAAAACGUGUUAUACUUCAAUACUCUUUAAAAACUCACAUUCAGUCA